AGGAUGCUGUGCAACACAGGUGUGGAUCUGAUAGUGGGCACUCCGCAUCGUUUGCUCAUACAUCUGACGAAGAAAAACCUGAGUUUUCGAGCACUUGAAAGCUGCGUCUUAGAUGAAGCGGAUACGUUGUGCGACACCUUCUAUGAGGCGGAUAUCUGCAAGUUGCUUGCGCGAAUGAGCAAAGCCAGUCCACCACAGAUGGUGCUCUGUUCCGCAACGAGGACAGGCGCGGUGUCAAAUUUUUUACAGAAGUCGCUCGCUUUGCCUGUAGAUAGCGUUGUAACGGAUGACAGUCACACAGUUGCCGAGAACAUCGACCAAUGCUUCGUCCCCACUCGUGGCCGGCUCCGACGGAACGUUCUAACCGAGAUUCUGGCGGAAUCCCCCCAGAAUUGGACGAAACAGAAGACGUUGGUCUUCACGAACACGGUGCAUACUUGUCGCAGUAUUCAGAAGCAUUUGAAGGCACAGGGCUUGGACUGCGAUGUCUUACACGGUGAAAUGGGUCCUAGGAAGAGGUCGAAAGUCAUCCGCUCGUUUUCCGGCCAAAAUAUUGACGAGCUCAGUGACAGCUUUUCGCUUGAAGAUAGUUGUGUCGAAACAUCAAGCUCGACUUCAUCGUCUUCAUCUGCUGGGGCUGCUGCUGCAAUUCAGACAAGCUCAUCUUCAGCUUCAAAAGAAGAUGCUUACUUGAAGAACUUGCCAAGUCUGAAGGAACGCGCAGCCGCGAGCGGAAACAACGAGUCAAACAAAGACUCUACUACAUCGACCAGCAUUGGAAAUAUUAAUGCAGGAGGUGGGCCAGCACCUUUAGCAGGCAGCGUCCGGACUUUGCGCAGUAGCAUCUUGAGUCCUCGUUACACCAGGUUGAACGACCCCAUGAAGAAGCCAUCGCCUGGCUUGCUGAUUGCUACUAAUCUCGCUUCUCGCGGCCUAGACAUUUCCGACGUUAAUCAUGUGAUCAUGUACGACUUGCCGCAAACUUUAGCCGACUAUCUACAUAGGGUCGGACGCACAGGCCGCGCAGGGGCAGAGGGCCGAGUAACCACAAUCAUGCGACGAGGCGAUCUACCGCUGGUGAAACAAAUCCAAGAUUUGACGAAAGAUCCUUCUCGUCUGGACAUGAAGUACACGAGUAACAGCAUACGGAAGAUUCUGCAAUUAGAGAAGUGGAAGUUUAUGUUGACGCACAUGAAGCGCAGAUACGGGAAUGAUCCCUGGCUCCGAAAGCGAAUUGGGCUACCUCCGAGACGCAAUGUAGGGUCUCCGGAGAAUAAGAAGGUACGAUUUGAAUUAGAAAAGCGCAUGAAGCUGAAACGGCAUAUGGAGUUCCUGGAAAAGAGAGGCAGGAUACCAAAGGGCUACGGCAUUCCGCUUAUCCCUGACGAGCACAUCGAAAGGACUGAGAGUCAAACGGUCUCCGUGUUGACGAAAGACGAAAAGACCGGUGUAAUGCAGGUGUUGCCGAGGCGAAGAGCCCAGCACAUUGAGGAUGACGAUGGCGGCGAGAUCGUUGGCGAAAUCACGAGUCCUGGCGACAAUAGUAAGCUGAUCAAAAAACGUGGUUUGUCGGAGUUGAACCGAUUGAAGAGGCGGAAAGCAAUCACGCUGUUGGGUGGACAGAAGCUACGACCAGAUGUACCGGAGAAUGUUGAUUUAGAUCGAUUGCCCAAUCUGGUGCUCAAGAGAGGUGGGAGAAACAUGGAAGCCGAAGAAGGCAGUGCGCCGAGACACAGCUACAGAGGCAGACAGAAGGAGAGAGAUAAAGAAAUCGCAGGGAGAAAACGCGCGGCGGCUGCGGCAGAAGCUUUCCAAGAACAACAAAGAAGCAGUUAUCCCUUCGACACUAGCACUACAAGCAGCAGUACUAGUUUUGCCGACCUUUCCGCAGCUGCUAUGUCAGCGAGAGGCAGGAAGAGCUCAGGAGGAAAGAUGCUAAAGCAUCCGCCACUGCACACGAGCGAUCACGAAAUGCGUGGAAGACCGGAGUUCUGAGUAUAGUUCCAUUUCCAUAGGAUGAGAAUUAUUUUAGAAGGAAGUGUAUGAAGAUGUAGUAGUCGUGUACCUGUCACAAAUCUGUUACCAGGAAUAGAGACGCUUAAUACCACGAGUUGACUAUCCGAUGAUCGUCCUCUUCUCAACGCAGGAGCGUGUUUGUAUUUUACAUCUAAUGACUCGACUCGAUCACGACAACAGUUUUUUGCUUCAACAUAAGCCCGUAGUCCAAGUCCAAAGUACUUUUCAAUUUCAUAGUUUACCUUUACGCACAUGCAGGCGGUGUGUAAGUAUCCUCAUGCCCUUUCUACACAAAGACAAAGGAAAGCUCUAUGUUCAUGUUUUUCUCCAAAGAUUUCUUUGCAAAAAGGGAAUGACGGAAAACGUGAUGUUAUAAUAGUAGGGACGAAAAAUAA
Amoebophrya sp. A25 is the source of this 2411-nucleotide messenger RNA. The record is from the annotation of a GenBank genome assembly. Lineage: Eukaryota; Dinophyceae; Syndiniales; Amoebophryaceae.